UGAAAGUUAGCCUUGUCCAUGUCUCUUCUCUCUCAUUGCAGAUCUUGUGUUGGAUUUCAACUCGUCUCUCUUGCCUUGAUACAGAGAGAGAGAUAGAUGGCCAUUCAUCAAGAUGUGGAAACUGGAGGUAAUAUUUCACAAGAUGAGAUCACCCAGCCACUCAUCCAGUCAGACAAGAUCUCUGCCGUCCAGACACACGAACUCAGCAGCGACACCAGCAAAGGAUCGUUGUGGGUGGUUUUGCUAAGCACGUUUGUCGCGGUCUGCGGUUCUUUCGAAUUUGGAUCGUGUGUGGGUUACUCCGCACCUACCCAAAAAGGCAUCAGGAACGAUCUUGGUCUAUCUCUGGCUGAGUAUUCAGUCUUUGGUUCCAUAUUGAAUAUUGGUGCGAUGAUUGGUGCCGUGACGAGUGGACGGAUUGCCGAUCUCACUGGCCGUAAAUGGGCUAUGAGGAUUUCAGCUAUUGUCUGCAUAGUUGCAUGGUUUGCUAUUUACUUCUCUCAGGCUGCUUGGUCGCUUGAUCUUGGAAGAUUUUCCAUGGGGUAUGGAAUCGGCAUUGUUUCCUAUGUGGUACCCGUGUUCAUAGCAGAAAUAACACCCAAGAAUCUCCGAGGAGGGCUAACGACAGUUCAUCAGCUCAUGAUCUGUUCUGGGGUAUCCGUCGCAUUUGUGGUGGGGGUGGUCGUAACAUGGCGCACAUUGGCACUCACUGGACUUGUUCCAUGCUUAAUUCUACUCUUGGGUCUGUUUUUCAUUCCAGAGUCUCCUAGAUGGCUGGCAAAGGUGGGCCGUGAGAAAGAGUUUAAAGCUGCACUACAAAGGCUGCGUGGAAAGGAUGCUGAUAUUUCCAAGGAAGCAGCCGAAAUUCAAGAAUACAUAGAAACUCUUGAAAAACUUCCGAAGGCAGGAAUACAGGACUUGUUCCAGAGGCGAUAUGCCCUUUCAGUAAUCGUUGGAGUGGGACUGAUUGCGUUUCAACAAUUUGGAGGGAUUAAUGGGGUUGCAUUUUACGCAAGUGAAAUUUUUGUGUCUGCAGGAUUUUCUUCAGGCAGCGUCGGUACUAUUUCAAUUGCUUGCGUUCAGGUUCCGAUAACGGCAUUGGGUGCAAUCCUAACUGAUAGAACUGGAAGGAGGCCUCUCCUAUUGAUUGCUUCAACGGGAACUUGCCUAGGCAACUUUCUCACUGCAAUUUCUUUCUUCCUCAAGGACCAUGGAGUGUUAUCAGGGUGGGCACCGAUGAUAGCUCUGGCUGGCAUACUGAUAUACAUAGGAUCGUUCUCGCUCGGACUGGGAGCAGUUCCUUGGGUUAUAAUGUCGGAGAUAUUCCCGAUGAACAUAAAGGGCAUUGCCGGAAGCUUGGUGACUUUGAUGCACUGGUUUGGUGCUUGGGUGGUUUCAUAUGCAUUCAACUUUCUCAUGAUUUGGAGCUCAUCAGGUACAUUUUUCCUUAAUGCUGGAGUUUCUGCAGCCACUGUUCUAUUCAUCGCAAAGCUGGUACCAGAAACAAAGGGGCGAACCCUUGAAGAAAUACAAGCCUCCAUGAACUCCUAGUAGGAAAAACAAAACCAUCAAAUGUUCGAUGGUGAUUAUAAAACAGUUGAAUGAAAAUAUUUGAUGGUGAUUAUCUUCAAAGUUUUGAUUAUUGUCCUAUUUAUGUUACAUUGCAAUGCUUGAUAGAAAUAACAAGAUGAUCGAUUGUAACACUCUUCGAUCAUGAUUUGAAAUCCAAA
This is a messenger RNA of Magnolia sinica, 1730 nucleotides long. Its product is annotated as sugar transporter ERD6-like 16. The coding region runs from base 97 to 1551 and encodes 484 amino acids. The transcript is spliced from 18 exons. Gene Ontology annotation, molecular function: sugar transmembrane transporter activity. Gene Ontology annotation, cellular component: membrane. Gene Ontology annotation, biological process: transmembrane transport; carbohydrate transport. The record is from RefSeq and is a predicted model, not a curated record. NCBI's taxonomy places the organism in Eukaryota, Viridiplantae, Streptophyta, Magnoliopsida, Magnoliales, Magnoliaceae.